Pyrus x bretschneideri (Chinese white pear) is the source of this 3199-nucleotide messenger RNA. Its product is annotated as probable disease resistance protein At5g66900. The record is from RefSeq and is a predicted model, not a curated record. Gene Ontology annotation, molecular function: ADP binding. Gene Ontology annotation, biological process: defense response to fungus. NCBI's taxonomy places the organism in Eukaryota, Viridiplantae, Streptophyta, Magnoliopsida, Rosales, Rosaceae. The transcript has 5 exons. The coding region runs from base 572 to 2998 and encodes 808 amino acids.
AGAGAUCGGUAUAUAAUGAGCAUAUACUUUUUGUGUAAAAUCUUCUUCUCGUUACUUUUCCUAAUCGUUUCAAGAAAAGAAAAACCACCGUUGUGGUUGUUGACUUGGAAGUUAGCGGUGACCGGAGAAAGGAAACAUAAUUAAAGGGUUCCAACUUGCGACUGAUUGUGGUUGAAGGGUUCCCCCCGUGCACACAACACUUUGGAUCAUUGCAUUGUAAUUGCGCUCUUGUCGGCAGCCAUGAGUGUGAUAGGCGCGAUGUUUUGUGUAGCAGAAACUUCUUCUCGGUCAGUUAAUGGCAAAGCAAUAGGUUUCGAAGUUUCACAGCAAGCAGCUUUGCAACUUGCUUGGUAAAUCAAUGGGGACAGGGAAAAGUAAGUCAAUGGAUUCUACUCAGGAAUUAUUAGCUUCCCAUUGAAGCAGAAUCGGAUUCUUCCUUAUAUCAAGAGAGCAUUUUUGUUUGGGUUUUUCAUACUGCUAUGUUCUUCUCUUGUCUUCAAGUUUUGAUUGUAAUUAUUACAAGUUAGUUUUCGGAUUUUUCGGUGUCGGGUUUUGUUUGAGAGAAGCUGGAAUGGGAGGAGUUGGGGAGCUUUUUGCAGGUGCUGCUGUAGGAGCAUUGUUUACUGUGCUGUAUGAGGUUGUUAAGGAUGUCAAGGACAAGACUAUGAUGUUUCGAGAGCUCCUCGGAGAUCUCGAUUCCACGCUAGAAGCGUUAAAGCCGCUGAUCAAAGACAUAGCGAAGUACAAAGAGGUGUUGGAUCAAUCAAACAAGGAAGUAGAAACAAUUGUGAAACAAAUGGCGAAUGGGGACGAGCUAGUUCUCAAGUGCUACAAACUUUGCUGGUGGAAAGGCUUCAAAAAGUAUAAAUACGCCAAGCAACUUCUCGAUUUGGACAAGUGUCUAAACAGGUUGUUGACGGUACUGACUGUGGAGGGAAUAAGGAACGGGUUCGAGAACUUGGCUAUUUCGAGGGAGAACUUGGCUGUGUCGAAGGAGACCUUGACUACUGUCCAGAAAAAUAGUUUGGUAGGAAACAAAGAGAAUGUUGUCAUACAAAAGCAAGAAGGAUUUCAUGAUUUGGGUUCAGUUCCUGAACCUCCACAUGUUACAGUUGGAUUGGAUGAGCCUUUGAGGGAUUUGAAGGAGAUGCUUCUUAAGGACGAUGUCUCGAUGUUAGUGCUGACUGCUACCGGAGGUUGCGGGAAAACCACAUUGGCAAUGAAAUUCUGUCAAGAUGAGGAAGUCAAAGAUAAAUUCAAGAAAAAUAUCUUCUUUGUCACCGUUUCUAAAGAGCCCAACUUAGAUGUUCUACAAGAGCUAUAUCAACGUAUGAAGUCUCAGGAAGCAGGACAAGAUCCUAUACUGUUGGUCCUGGAUGAUGUUCGGUUCAAAUCCAAAUCUCUUCUUCAGAAGUUUGAUGAAUUGAAAUCGCGAAAUUACAAGAUCUUGGUGACAUCGAGAUCUGAAUUUCCAGGAUUUGGCACUCCAUAUAAUCUCAAGGCUUUGAAUGAUGAAGAUUCGAUGACUCUUUUGCGUCAUUCAGCAUCCCUGGGAGAUAGUUCGUCUGUUCCAGAAGAUCUUCUGAGAAAGAUACUAAAGCACUGUAAGGGAGUUCCCCUUGCCAUUACAGUGACUGGGAAAUCACUUCGCGGACAAGCUACAGAAUUCUGGCGUUCAAGACUAGCAGACUGGUCUAAAGGUUCUAUUCUUGAUUCUGAGACUGAGUUGCUUCUUCGCCUUCAAAGUAGUAUAGAUGCCUUAGAUGAAAAAGAGGUUAUCAUCAGGGAAGGUUUCACGGACCUUGUUUCAUUUCCUGAAGAUCAAAGAAUCUCUGCUGCUGCUUUCAUUGAUAUGUGGGCAGAGUUAUAUAAGCUAGAUGAGGACUUUCUGUCCAUUAAGAACCUCCAAGAACUCGCCAGCAGAGGUCUGGCAAAUCUUGUGAUCACCAGGAAGGAGAAUAUAGAGAUUCUGGAUGACUACUAUAUCGAACACUUUGUUAGCCAGCAUGAUAUGCUUAGAGAGCUGGCUAUCUACAAUGCAAAACUAGACCCAAUAGAAGAUAGAAAAAGACUGAUUGUCGUAAGUGGACACAAUCAACCCAAGUGGUUGACGGAACAGAAGUCUCAACCCAUCAAUGCUCGCCUAUUAUCUAUCUCCUCUGAUGGAAUGUUCCCAACACAAUGGCAGAGUGUUCAUCUACCACAAGUUGAGGUUCUAGUUUUGAAUUUUAAGACAGUGAACAAUGCCUUACCUGAAUUUGUGCAGAAAAUUGAUAAACUGAAGGUUCUAAUAGUCACGAACUAUGGUUUAUUGCCUACUGAAUUGAGUAAUUUUGAUCUUCUGGAAUCAUUAUCAAAUCUGAAGAGAAUCAGAUUAGAGCGCAUUUCAAUUCAUUCCAUAACCAAGAAUUUCGUACCAUUGAAGAGUCUAAAGAAGAUAUCUUUGUUCAUGUGUAACAUGGGUCAAGCUUUCCACAAUUGUUCCAUCAAAAUUUCAGAUGCCUGGCCAGGUUUAGAGGAAAUGAAUAUUGACUAUUGCCAUGAUUUGGUGGAACUGCCUGACGAGCUUUGUGAUCUUGUUCAUAUGAAGAUGCUCAGUAUCACCAACUGCCAUAAGCUAUCUGCCUUGCCUGAAGAGAUCGGAAAGCUGGAGAAUUUGGAUGUACUGAGACUAAGGUCCUGUACAGACUUGGUAAGGCUUCCGGUCUCGAUUGAGAACCUCACUAAGUUGUGCUGUCUUGACAUGUAUGAUUGUUUGGGCAUUAGGCAGUUGCCUGAAGGCAUUGGUAAUAUGAGCGGUUUAAGAAAGAUCAACGUGGGACAAUGCUCAAGAUUGGAAGAGUUGCCUCUAUCAGUGUGGGAUCUUGACGAGCAGUUAGAGGAAGUGAUUUGUGAUGAAGAGAAGAAACAUUGGUGGGAAUCGUUCUUAGCCAGAGACAAAAUCAAGGUGGCAAAAGAAAAAACCAAUCUGAAUUGGCUCGAAAAGCCUCAGUUGUGAGACCUGUCUUUCCUCAAUAAAUGAUGGAGCAACGUUUUUCUGAUUGUGUAGCAUUGUUUUCUUUAGCUUUCAUCUUCUUGUUAGAUUUUUCUUGUUUGAUUUCGUUCUUGGUUCUGUUCAAUUUCUAUGUUUCAUCACAUCAGUUUGUAAGACUAUUUAUAUCAACUCUCGCGUCUCAAGAAAUUAUGUGUUAUUUUAUCU